AUGGAUUAUUUUACCGAAUCCCACCAACUGCUGCAGAAUGGUCUUGAAGAAGAGAGUUACUCGAUGUGUAAAUCAAUCAUAUUUCCAAAACCUCCAGUUGACCAGAAACCAUCCUAUCAAAAGGAAUCAAUGCAGUGUGCUAUUGGCUCGGACCAAUCCAUUUUUGAUUUGGAUUCUCAAGAAAUAGCCAAAUAUGAUGUCGAUGGUAGCGGAUAUUUAUCCCCAAAGCUACAAACCAAAUUCGUCAAGCCCCAACUGAACUACACAGAGCAUACUUUCAAACUGCAAAGAUGCAACGUGCAAGAAGUUCCAUUUGCUUUCGAGUUUAUAGUUCAAAAUCAGUCCAUCCAGAUGAAUCGCUGUCAUUAUUUUGCACCAGCACCAACUCUUGAAAAAGUAAACUCAAAGCCCACACAGCUACAAGAAAUGCUGCAAGUUGUACCAACGACAAAUCUAAGUGACCAAAAAAUUAAAUGCUUCCUCUGCGACAGGGAAUUCACUCGUUCCUGCUAUUUGACCCAGCACAUUAAUGCUCUUCAUAGUGGAAAUAAACCUUUUCGAUGUGCCAUAUGUGGGAAAAAAUUUGCGAGAGAUUUCGACAGAGAAGAACACCAGAAGAGACAUAACGGCAUAAAGCGUUUCCAGUGUGAUCAGUGUCCCAAGACAUUCAAUUAUAAGAUGGACCUAACCCGACAUAAUGUUCUACAUACCGGGAAAAAAUUACAUAAAUGCCAGGUUUGUGAUAAAUAUUUUAUCAGAAGAGAUCAAAUGGUUAAGCAUUUAUCGACACAUAAUAAAUAA
This is a messenger RNA of Ceutorhynchus assimilis (cabbage seed weevil), 801 nucleotides long. The record is from the annotation of a GenBank genome assembly. NCBI's taxonomy places the organism in Eukaryota, Metazoa, Arthropoda, Insecta, Coleoptera, Curculionidae.